AGGCCGCCGCGGCGUUCGGGGCGCCGCCGCAUUGGCCGCUGCGGUGCGGGAGGCGCGGUCGGCGCAGCCUCCGGGCUGCGGGCACAGACUGGAGCGUCCCGCGGCGCUCGCUCUGCCCUAGGUCGGCUCGCCCAUGGCCCUGGCUCUGUGGCCCUGGCGCCCAGGCCCGCACGCAGUCUCCAUCGCCCGCCUCUGGUUGUCCAGUCCGCCAGCCGCGCGCGAUGCUGAACGGUACGGGCCUGGACCAGUCGUUUAAGAUGUCGUUGCCGCGGAGGGCAAGGAUCGGCGCGUCCGUGGGACCCAUUCGUUCUUCUGCGGGCUACAAGAAGGCAGAGGAUGAGAUGUCCCGGGCCACGUCUGUUGGAGACCAGCUAGAGGCACCGGCCCGCAUAAUUUAUCUCAACCAAUCUCAUCUCAACAAAUUCUGCAACAAUCAGAUAAGUACGGCCAAGUACAGCGUGUUGACGUUUCUACCUCGAUUCUUGUAUGAGCAGAUUAGGAGAGCUGCUAAUGCCUUCUUCCUCUUCAUUGCCUUAUUACAGCAAAUUCCAGACGUAUCGCCGACCGGACGAUACACCACCCUGGUGCCACUGAUCAUCAUUUUAACAAUUGCAGGCAUCAAAGAGAUUGUAGAAGACUUUAAACGACAUAAGGCAGACAGUGCAGUUAACAAGAAGAAAACAAUAGUGUUAAGAAAUGGUAUGUGGCAUACCAUUGUGUGGAAAGAGGUGGCAGUGGGAGACAUCGUGAAGGUCCUCAAUGGGCAAUAUCUUCCAGCAGACAUGGUCCUGUUCUCCUCCAGUGAGCCUCAGGGGAUGUGCUAUGUUGAAACUGCUAACCUGGAUGGAGAGACGAACCUUAAAAUACGACAGGGCCUGAGCCACACGGCCGACAUGCAGACCAGGGAGGUGCUGAUGAAGCUGACGGGAAGGAUAGAAUGUGAAGGGCCCAAUCGCCACCUCUACGACUUCACUGGCAACUUGCACUUGGAUGGGAAGAGCUCUGUUGCCCUCGGGCCAGAUCAGAUCUUACUAAGAGGCACCCAGCUCAGGAACACUCAGUGGGUCUUUGGUGUUGUGGUAUAUACCGGCCAUGAUAGCAAGCUCAUGCAGAAUUCAACAAAAGCUCCUCUCAAGAGGUCGAACGUCGAGAAGGUAACCAACGUGCAGAUCUUGGUGCUGUUUGGCAUCCUCCUGGUCAUGGCCCUGGUGAGCUCGGUGGGGGCCCUGUUCUGGAAUGGGUCCCAUGGUGGAAAGAGCUGGUACAUCAAGAAGAUGGACACGAGCUCAGAUAAUUUUGGAUACAACUUGCUGACAUUUAUCAUCCUGUACAACAAUCUGAUUCCCAUCAGCCUGCUGGUGACGCUGGAGGUUGUGAAGUACACGCAAGCUCUCUUCAUAAACUGGGACACAGAUAUGUAUUAUAUUGAAAACGACACUCCUGCUAUGGCCAGGACAUCGAACCUUAAUGAAGAGCUUGGGCAGGUCAAAUACCUGUUUUCCGACAAGACUGGAACGCUAACGUGCAAUAUCAUGAACUUCAAGAAGUGUAGCAUUGCCGGCGUGACCUAUGGCCACUUUCCAGAACUAGCCAGAGAGCCGUCCUCAGAUGACUUCUGCCGGAUGGGUCCAUGCCCCAGUGACUCAUGCGACUUUAAUGAUCCCAGGCUGUUAAAGAACAUCGAGGACCAACAUCCCACAGCCCCUUGUAUCCAAGAGUUCCUUACCCUGCUGGCCGUCUGCCACACCGUAGUCCCUGAGAAGGAUGGGGAUGAAAUCAUCUACCAGGCUUCCUCCCCAGAUGAAGCUGCUUUGGUCAAAGGAGCUAAGAAGCUUGGCUUCGUGUUUACAGGCAGGACGCCUUACUCCGUCAUCAUCGAAGCGAUGGGGCAAGAACAGACGUUUGGAAUCCUCAAUGUUCUGGAAUUUUCUAGUGACAGGAAAAGGAUGUCUGUCAUUGUUCGAACUCCAUCGGGACAACUUCGACUCUACUGCAAGGGAGCUGAUAAUGUAAUCUUUGAAAGACUUUCAAAAGACUCAAAGUACAUGGAGGAGACAUUGUGCCAUCUGGAAUAUUUUGCCACAGAAGGCCUGCGGACUCUGUGUGUGGCCUACGCGGAUCUUUCUGAGAAUGAGUAUGAGGAGUGGCUGAAAGUCUAUCAAGAGGCCAGCAUCAUACUGAAGGACAGAGCGCAGAGGCUAGAAGAGUGUUAUGAGAUCAUCGAGAAGAAUUUACUGUUACUUGGAGCCACAGCCAUCGAAGACCGUCUUCAAGCCGGGGUUCCCGAAACCAUAGCUACUCUGUUGAAGGCAGAAAUUAAAAUAUGGGUCUUAACAGGAGACAAGCAAGAAACUGCAAUCAAUAUCGGGUAUUCCUGUCGGCUGGUGUCACAGAACAUGGCCCUUAUCCUAUUGAAGGAGGACUCUUUAGACGCAACAAGGGCUGCCAUCACUCAGCACUGCACGGACCUGGGAGAGUUGCUGGGCAAGGAGAAUGAUGUAGCCCUCAUCAUCGACGGCCACACCCUGAAGUACGCCCUUUCCUUUGAAGUCCGCAGAAGUUUCCUGGACCUGGCGCUCUCGUGCAAGGCGGUCAUCUGCUGCAGAGUGUCCCCUCUGCAGAAGUCUGAGAUUGUGGAUGUUGUGAAGAAGCGGGUGAAAGCCAUCACCCUGGCCAUCGGGGACGGUGCCAAUGACGUGGGAAUGAUCCAGACAGCCCACGUAGGGGUCGGGAUCAGCGGGAACGAGGGCAUGCAGGCCACCAACAACUCAGAUUACGCCAUUGCACAGUUUUCCUACCUGGAGAAGCUGCUUUUAGUUCAUGGAGCCUGGAGCUACAACCGGGUGACCAAGUGCAUCCUCUACUGCUUCUACAAGAAUGUGGUCCUCUACAUCAUCGAGCUUUGGUUCGCCUUUGUUAAUGGAUUUUCUGGGCAGAUCUUAUUUGAGCGCUGGUGCAUCGGCUUGUACAAUGUGAUCUUCACCGCGUUGCCGCCCUUCACUCUGGGAAUCUUUGAGAGGUCUUGUACUCAGGAGAGCAUGCUGAGGUUUCCACAGCUCUACAAAAUCACCCAGAACGCAGAAGGCUUCAACACUAAGGUUUUCUGGGGUCACUGCAUCAAUGCCUUGGUCCACUCCCUCAUCCUCUUCUGGCUUCCCAUGAAAGUACUGGAGCACGAUACUCCACUGGCCAGCGGUCACGCCACAGACUAUUUGUUUGUUGGAAACAUUGUUUACACAUACGUUGUGGUUACAGUUUGCCUGAAAGCUGGUUUGGAGACAACAGCUUGGACUAAAUUCAGUCACCUGGCCGUGUGGGGAAGCAUGCUGAUCUGGCUGGUGUUUUUUGGUGUCUACUCAACCAUCUGGCCGACCAUCCCCAUCGCUCCUGACAUGAAAGGGCAGGCGACCAUGGUCCUGAGCUCUGCAUCCUUCUGGUUGGGAUUGUUCCUGGUUCCAACUGCGUGUCUGAUUGAAGAUGUGGUGUGGCGAGCGGCCAAGCACACCUGCAAAAAGACGCUGCUGGAGGAGGUGCAGGAGCUGGAGACCAAGUCCCGAGUCAUGGGGAAAGCAAUGUUGCGAGACAGCAACGGAAAGAGGAUGAACGAGCGUGACCGUCUGAUCAAGCGACUUAGCAGGAAGACACCCCCGACCCUCUUCCGAGCAGGCUCCAUCCAGCAGUGUGUCACCCACGGGUAUGCCUUUUCCCAAGAAGAGCAUGGAGCUGUCACGCAGGAGGAAAUAGUCCGUGCUUAUGACACCACCAAAACGAAGUCGAGGAAGAAAUGAGGCGACUUUCCCGGAUGGCUCAGGGGAAAGGGCGAGCAGUGUUAACACGGCUUUGUCAGAGAGACUGGCGCCCACAGCCCAACACCAGAAGACACAUUUCUGUGGCCUUAACCGACCAGUUUGGUAGCAGCUGUCUUGUCCCCUUGCAGUCCCAGGGUGUAGGCAUCAGGGAAGCUCUACUCCCAGCUUGUCUGCCGUGCUUGGCCCAACUUCUGUUGACGGUGUUAUGAAGCAUUCAGCUGGGCUCUCUGAGGUGUGAAAUUAAAAACUACGUUUCACCAAUGCUCAAACAUCAACGCUAGUGGUUCUGGGAGAAAGGAAGGGGGCAUUAUGUUACUAGAGACCAGUCCUGUGUAAUUGGAACAGGGUACCCUUACUUCCUGUUCGGUGCAUGUCCAGAUCACACAAGCCUCGCUUUCUGCAGACUGCUCACUCACUUGGAUUCCUGUUUUCUUUGCGUGAAGUCGGCAUAAACUUCUUGAUUGCACCGAAAUCAGAAAACCUUACGGUUGAAGGACAAUCCUGAGAACAUUUCUUUGGCUCUUUUGGCCCCAGCCCCAGCCUCAGCCAGGCAACCAGCCAGAAUUCCAUGCCUUCUGCGCCGAUUUUAGGUGCAGGCCUUUGGUCUUGCCAUGGCCGCCCUGUGCUCUUGUCCGCAGAUCUGCACAGCUGGCCCCUGGGUGUGGUGCCCCGCAGCUGGCAGCCACCCAUCCAGGUCCCCUGGUGUCUUUAUUCCUCUCUCCGUGCUGAAGUGGACAUCAGAAUCUUCUUACCUAGCCUCACCUGCCCUGCCCCGCCCAGCCCCGCCCCACCCCGCCCCGCCCCUCCCCACUGCUGCCCUUGAGCUCUGGGACUGAAGAGAAGUGGCUGAACCACACCUGGCCUAACACUUAAUUGUCUUUUUUGAGGGGAUCCCAUGGGAAGGGGAGCAGGCCCUGCAUAUCACUUCUGAGCUAGGCCUCUGGCAGCCUCUCAGAAUCGAUACCUGCCUCUAGAUGCUCAAAGCCCAUUUUAGGCUUUCCGCCUCUGUGCACUGAAGGGACAAAACUGGCACUCUGAAAUUCUAGAAUCUGGGUGAGCUUAGGGUGGGGGGUAAGCACAGGGCACCCCAUCUGAGAUCUCGCUGGAAGGUGACCAAGGACACCUGACUCAGGAGGCAGACACAAAGCCCGUUUUCACCGUAUCACAGUGAAAGUUCUCAAGUCCUACUUUUGAUGGACAGUUGUAAUGAUCAGCCCAUGUACGCUGUGGCAGAAACCAGACCUUGUCCUGUAGACAUUUUGUCUGGUUGAUUUUCUUAAGACGAGUCUUACACUGUAUGCCCACCUAGCAUUGAAUGCACUUUGUAGUCCAGGCUAGCCUCAGACUCUCAGCAACCCUCAGCCUCCUGCAUAUUGGGGUUAUAGGUGUGAGUUACCACGCUCGGCACCAUACACAUCUAAGGAAAACAAUUCCAAACAUUGUCAAGAUCAUAACUUUUAAAAAUAGUCACAUGGUCUCCUUUCUGUAUCUGGCAAGUUUUAGGCCCAAGGGCCUCUUUCUGGACAGUGACUUGGUCUCUCAAACAAAGAAGGGAAGUGCCUGUUCCAGGCUUGGGCCACUGCAGGCCCCCACUCUGAACUGGAACAGAACCUGGAUGCUCCAAGCCUGCAUGCGAGAACUGGGGGCUCUCAGAAAAUGCGGGCCGGCCUCAGCAUGCUUUCUUCCCUUUAUUUUGGCUGCCGAACCGGAGUUUUUGGAUGGCUUAAAGUAAAUACUCCUGGGCACUUGUUACCGGGUGAACUGGUACCAUACCACCAGGGAUGUAUGCUAGCUUAGAAAAUAAGGCAGUAUUGGGGGGAUGGCUGAGCAGUCCAAGGUGCUGCGUUCAGAAAGAAGAGAUGCUACACUUUGCUUUACUUAACGUUUUACUUUUGGAACAUCAGAGAUGAAUGGGCACCAAAAAACAAGCAAACAAACAAAAAACUUGGUUAUGAUUUGAGUAAGAAAACUGAUUCUCACUUAGGGCGUGGCCAGGAUGCUGAGAUGGCUUGAAGGGAGGCAGAGUGGUACAAUUAACAAGAAUCUUGCAAAUGACCUCUCUUUGCUCCCUGAGGCAAGAAAAAAAUAUAGCAUGCCCAGCAAGCUGGAAUCCCAACAGACUGUACCAUGUGGGAAAAACAGCAGGAAGUGUGCCUCAGAUUAGGGGGGCCAGCCAUGGUGUACAUUUUACCCAGAGGGGUGGGGGCAGAACUGUGGGGAGCAAAGGAAAACCAACCGGAUGUGCCCGAGGCUCUUUGCAAGUUUUUUCCUCUCUUUCUUUCGUCUGUUCUUUCUCUUUCUUUCAACUUUAAAGACUAGAUUUAUUUGAAGGAAAAAAAAAAAACACAACAAACCCUCAACCCUAAGGAUGGGAUUUUACAUCUCAAGACAUCCCCCAAGUAAUGUCUACAGAUUACAAAUAAUUUUCAUAGGAGAUAUUUUUGCACAAAUUUUGGUGUAUUCAGGAACGUGUAAGUUGACCCCUGACUUUAUUUUAACAGAGGAGCAACGCAGGAGAGUGGGGCAUGGCGGCUUCCUUUCAGAUGCCUCUGUCCGGAAGGGAAAUAGACAUGAAGAGGGCUAGUUACCUCUCCAUUGUCCACAACUGAUGGGUUUUUACCCAUUCAGCUGUGGGUACCUCUCUAAAAGCCUGCUUCCUAGCUAUGGCCAAUCAAGCCCUCUGGAUAAGUUCUUGCCAUGCCUACUGAUGCAGCCCACUAAACCAACGCUCCUGCUCAGCAAGCCCAGGGCUUACACGUUAAGACCAAAGUCUCAUUUGUCUGCAGGGGCCCUGACUUACUGCAACAGGAAAACCUGCCGUCUUUGGAGCUGACCGCUACAAAGGUGCACAGCAAUGCGGAUAGGUCAAGCCACUGUGUUGCAAGAGAAGCCUUAUUCAGUAGUUCUUUGCAUUAUCCUUUAUUCUUUUUUAUUUAUUUUUUAUUGAUCUCUACAUUUUUCUUUGUUCCUCUCCCUGUCUCUCCCCUCCCCUUCAACCCUCUCCCAAGGUCCCCACGCUCACAAUUAUCCUUAGCUUCUUGAGGGAAGCUAACCCUCUCGAGCAGAAAACCUCACAACAUAGGUCACCUUAUAAACCCAAGCACUAGCAUGGGCACCCAUGAAAGAAACUUACAGAAACCUCAAACCACCCCAGUCAAGGCUGAAGGGCUCCAACUCCAUCCUCCGCGUUUAUACACCCCUAGUCACCACGCAUGUCCAUCAAUCGGAGUACUCUGACCUCCAAGGGUAGAGAAGUGAAGCUCCAGGAACAGGCAGACUAGGGGCAGGGUGGGAGCAGGAGUCAAAGACAUCACAGAGCUGGUUCACUUGAGAGAAACAGUGAAUGCCUCAGACCACAGCUUCUGUGACACCAGGCCUGUAACAGGCCUGUGAGACCAGGUGUGUGAUUUACAGAGACCGCUUUGGGGAGGCUGACACUGUCAUUAGGAACAUGAGGUGACCAGAGGGAUAAGGUUUUUAAAGAAUGUGGACAUAUUUGAAAGUUUAGACAGGGCAGUGUUUAGAAGGGGUGAAACAGGAUGUGCAAGACUAGUUUGAUUUGCCCUUGAAUGCUCUAGGGCAGAGAGACUAGGAGAAAGCACAGGAUGUGGAGGUGUGGUUUCCUCUCUCAAUUCUGUCUUCACCAUUCACGGAGGGAGAAGCAUUCUUGCUUGCAGAACUGAAUUUGGAGGCUGGAUUCUCCUCAAAUAUCUUUUGCUUGGGCAGAUCCAGAGUCUUGAGUCUUUUUGCCAACUUUCCUCUCCAACUCAUUCCUGUGGUCCUUGUUUUCUCCAUCUCUAGGGCCACAACUGGAGUUCCCACUUUGGCCUUUGGGACCUCACCCCAUCUACUUUGCUUUCUUCUUUCCUUGCUGGUCCUUCCUCAGAGGGCUGAGCCAGAGCUACUUUCUCUCUGUCGCUGUGUCUGAGCUCUGUGUUGAGCAUCGCUUUCCCCCGCGCAUUCUCCUUUGGUAGAGGGGCUGGCAUUACCUUUAGAGGCCAACCAAUUUAGGAGGUUUAGAGACUGGAAAAUGGCAGUCUUCUCUAUCGAAUGGCUUAUUUUCGAGAGCCUCUUCUUUGUGUAUUUCUACCAGAUGUAACUGCGGCCCCAGUCUGCCAUGACUCGCUUCCUGUCCUCAACUGUUCUCUUUCUUGAGCUUCUUCAUUUGGCCCACCAGUGUGUGUCUCCUGGGGUUGGCCAUCUAGUUUUGGUUCGUCCAGCUGAUGUUGCAAUGCCUUCUGUUCCUUCCGUAGCCCCGCCCCCUUCUACUUUUCUUCUCUAGCAGCUGUGACAACAGGCUUUGCCCUUUCAAAGAUAGAAGCUGCUCAACUCUACUGGGAGGUACUAGCAAAGGAAGCAUCUUCCUUGGGAAUAUUCCAAGGCUUUAGAUUCAGUCUGGGGUUGGGGGGUGGGGUUCUGCCAUCAUGCCUAUAAUCAUCGGGAGAGUAAUCAUCUGUGGAGCUCUAUGACCAAUCGUCCCAUCUGUCAUACCUGUCAUAGCAGUCCCCACCUUCUCUGUAGUCAGCAACCCUUCAGUACCCACUACCAAAUUCUCUUCUCCCACUGCCUAUCCUGCAGUCAUAGCCUUGGUCAUCAUAGUGAUCCUGGCUUCCAGAGCAAUAUCCACAUUUCAGCAUGGGCCAUCCUGAAACCUGUCUGAAACCCAUCCUGAUUCCGCUCUGAAUCGUACCGAUCUCAACACUUGUCUCCCAAGUUAUCGUCGCCUCUUCUAAAUGGGUACUCCUCAAAGCCAUCUGCAGCAGGAUGCGUCCUCUAGUCUGUGUUUUGUUAGAUACCUAAAUUUCUGUCUUGACCCAAAGAACGAUCAUCCCUGUCUUUGUCCAGGGCUUGAUCAGCAACUCAUUUGAGUUUUCCCCUGUUACCUAGAGACACAGAGCACUGAGCAGAUCGCCCAGGUUCUCACACUCGGCAUAGCCCAACCUGUUCAACCUGUCUGGAUGGCUGGGUUCAUGUGACGAGUGUACCACACUGAUAUUUCAUCCUCUAAAGAACUCCGUAUGGAAUCUUCUGUAACAUUACAGGGCAGGUUCCCUAGGAAAACAGUGCAGGGUGGCAAGUUGGGAAGACAGCUCUGGUGGGUGUUUGGUUUCUGAGCAGCCUGCGGAGCAGUGGAGUGGAUGGAAUGGUUGGUUGGAGGUGCCCUGUAUGCGCCAUCAUUGGUACCAUGCGCGUCCUUGACUCCUCUCCGGAUCACCUGUUACAUCAGCCCAGCUGGUGGUUUGGAGACAUAGCUGCCUCCGCCAGCCAUCCUCAGCCAGAAAGUCUGUUAGAAAGAUGGGCCUCCCCUUCCGAAUUUUCUGUUUUGCUGAGGCUGCCAUGUUGGGGGCUGGAGUGGGUGGGGAAGAGAGGAGUCAAAAUUCAUUUUCAUUUGGGAACUAAACCCAUUUGGAAAGAUGGAAUUAAAAUUCAGCUUUUUGUCAGAUACUUAGCCCUCUCUUGAGCUUGAAGGCUUUUAAACCAGAUUAGUGAAUGAAAGUCUUUGUUUGGGUCCUUUGUUUGUUUGUUUUCUUGUCUUUUGACUUUAUGCUAUGUUGUGUAUUUUUCUGGAGCGCAUUUUCUUCCUUUGAGAAGCAGACUAAACAUUCUCUGCACUAAACUGUCUCUGCAGUAAUAAGGUAUACAGGCAGGAGAAAGCAUUUCUGGGAGGGAUUGUUUUCUAUUUUUUUUUUUCUGUCCUGAUUAAGCUUUCUCCUAGCCGAAUGACUAAAUUGGGUUUCUAGGCAAAGCAGCUGUCAUGGUGUGUGAUGUAUACUAUUUUUGCAGGGCCCACUGGGGAGCCGGGUCAUUUGGGCUAUCUUUAAACUGAGGUCAGAAUGUCUCAUACACAACCCCUCCCUGGGGAACAGAGUGGACUGGACUAAGUUAUGCACACUGGCUGUCAGCUCAGUGGAGAUGUCAUGUGGCCCAUGACACUCCUGUCACAUAGCUGGGGCUCUUGAGCUGACAGGUCACAUUUGGUCAGCACUUCCGGAACUGCCCCGGGUUUGUGCUAAGAUGGGGCUGGGGCUGGGGCCGCUCACAGAGGUUCUUAUGUAUGGCUCGAUCCUGUACUUGAAACUGUAAACAGUGCAGCCACUGUCCCUUGGCUUAGUUCUGGGUUCUGCUGCUCUCUUCACAGCCGCAGGGAUGAUUGCCGGGAGGACAGCCCACGCUAUAAUUGGAGGCAAUACCCUGCUCAAGUCUAUGGGGCAGCCUGGCAACACCGCCUAGCUGGUCAGGGUCUGCUGUGUGCUACUCCAGGAAGCAGAACUGAUGUAUCUGCUCUGUCUUGGUGCAGAAUCUCCCAGAUUUCUGGGUCAGUGUUACUUUCCCCAACUCCCCACAUUCGUGCAAACACAAAGACAAAGGCGUGAGAGCGAGGUAUAAACUGCUCUCGCGAAAAGUGACGCUGCAUCUUCAACAUUCAGAGAGAAAUGUACCAGCCGGUGAUCCUGGGCUCCGGCAGAGCCCAGCUGGGCAUUUGCUUUUUUUUGCCAAGCCUUCAAGUAUGCCCAGCGAAAAUCAAUGGUGGCUAAUCAAGAAGCAGUGAGUGAUUUGGUUGUUGUUUUGAGAUAAAUUCUUAGGUCGUCCAGGCUGGCUUUGAACUCACUAUGCAGCUGAAGCUGCCCUUGAACAUCUGACCAUUUUGCCUCCUUUGUGUUUUAUGGAAUGCUUGUGUGGCUGUGCCGGGAAUGGAACGCAGGACCUUGUGAAGGCUGGUGUUUGCUGCUGAGCCACGUAUGUUCCCAAUCGGUGAAUGUUUUUGUUUGUUUUUGUUUUUUAAGCGAAACUAGGUAAUGAGAGUCUGAAAAUGUAAAAGGAUAUGUAGGCUUUCAGGUCAUUAUUUUUAAAAUAAAGAAAGCUAUCCUGUAUAAUCUCUCAUUUGUUAUCAUAAUGAGCCUUUCUUUUGAAUCAUGAGGACCCUUUCCCGUCAGCUCAUUCUGUCUGUGUGUAUGCCUGAAGGCCAGAAGAGGGCACCAGAUCUCAUUACAGAUGGUUGUGAGCCACCAUGUGAUUGCUGGGAAUUGAACUCAGGACCUUUGGUAAAGCAGGCAAUACUCUUAACCGCUGAGCCAUCUCUCCAGCCCCCGUCAGCUCUUCUUGUCCUGGGAUUUUGUCUUGAGCCGCAGUCCAGUGUCUGCGGCCCUGCUGGCAGAGGAGGUGCCUUUGUCUGGAACGCGAGAAAGGGGUUGCACAGCACAGCCACGGUGUGACCCUGCCCAGGGUCAUUGUCCCCAAGUCACUCAAGGGGUGCUUUAGCUUCAGCGUUUGGAAUGCAGCCUUCACCUUCUGGGCUCUUUAAAAACUCAACAGGGAAACUGGCCCGACAGAUCUGAAGCGAGAACUCAGUAAAGAAAUUGGUUUAUCAGGUCAAAUCAAGAGACUGGCGUGCCUUCUGGUGUGACAGCUCACACCUGUGGUUCCAGCCCUCAGGAGGCUGAGGAACAAGAAUUGGAGAUCUACCUGGGCUACAUGGUGAGUUCUAGGCCAGCCUGGGCUACACAGGAAAAAAAAAACUAAACAGAACAGAUGUCAUAUUCUCUGCAUGAACAUGCUAGAAUUAUCAAAUGUACCAAUAAGAAAGUUAAAAUAAAGGCCCUGCAAAAUAAGA
Microtus oregoni (creeping vole) is the source of this 11421-nucleotide messenger RNA. It is a transcript of the gene Atp8a2, whose product is annotated as ATPase phospholipid transporting 8A2. The transcript is spliced from 37 exons. The record is from RefSeq and is a predicted model, not a curated record. NCBI's taxonomy places the organism in Eukaryota, Metazoa, Chordata, Mammalia, Rodentia, Cricetidae. Gene Ontology annotation, biological process: neuron development; phospholipid translocation. Gene Ontology annotation, cellular component: plasma membrane. The coding region runs from base 222 to 3788 and encodes 1188 amino acids. Gene Ontology annotation, molecular function: ATPase-coupled intramembrane lipid carrier activity; ATP hydrolysis activity; ATP binding.